This is a messenger RNA of Microbotryum saponariae, 1413 nucleotides long. The record is from the annotation of a GenBank genome assembly. NCBI's taxonomy places the organism in Eukaryota, Fungi, Basidiomycota, Microbotryomycetes, Microbotryales, Microbotryaceae.
AUGCCUGCUCUAUCGCGUCGAUCCCACCGAAUCAACUCCAACAAGUCGACCGCCAUGGCUGUUGGCAGCGUGUCUUCAUACAGCACGUCGUCCUCGUCGGCCUCGGACAGCAGCUCGCAGCCUCGCUCGGUCCGAUCACGCUGCUCGGUCGAGUCGUCGAGCACCCAAGCAACGUCUGCAAUACUACCGAGUGAUCAUCAACAUCAUACCGAGCAUGUCCGAGCAUCGACGAACGCUGCGUCAACGCCGGACGCGAUGCCUGCCUUCAAGGCACGAACGGUCCAUCUCCCGCUUCAACUGCCUGCCAGCCCUCGGCCACUGGCCGACGUCGACUGCACAACCUUGGUCGUCGAUGCCGAGCUCGCGGAUGUACCCAUUGGAUACGUUCUCGCGCAGAUGCGUGCCAUGGGUCAGUUCUGCUCUUUUUCUCUUCUGUGUCUUCCUGCCAGCACUCCACGGCGGCUCUCGAGUCUCCACUUUCGGGAUCUCCGAAACUCUGAUAGUGGCCCCGGCGAACUAGUUCGCGAGUGUCGCGAGGCUCAUGUUGAUGACGCUACUGCGGAUCGCCGCUUCUUGGGAUCUGAGCCCCCGCUAUCGAGUUGGAAUAAUCCAAGCUGACCCUCUUCCUUCCUACCUACCUGGCUGUGUCUACCCUCACCGGAAAUUCCUUCUCAUUCGCCUCGAACAGGCGCCCUCCUCCUCAAUGCUGCGACCCAUGUCUCGAUCGAGAUCCCGAAGGCGUCUCAACUGCCAUCCUACCUUUGGGCGACCAGUGAUAGUCGUCGGAUCGCAUCCGAGCUCGCACAUUCCUCGUCGCGAACGCCGAUUUGCCUGCCCCCUCCGCCGACCCACAUCCUCGCGGUCCGUGCCCCCGACGUCGAACGCGUCCUCCUCGUACCUGUGCAUGGCCUCCUCUUCGCCUCGCGAUCCUCGUCCUUGUCGAUCCUGUCGUCUGCGCCACAUUUCCAACCUGGCUUCCCCGACCACCCCGCCUUGCCCUCGUCUCUAACCCCCACAAGUGCCGACGACAAUCCCGAUCGAAUCGCCCUGCCCGUCGUCGAGCUCAAGCUCCCGUCCGCGAUUGCCUUCCCUCUGCUCCUGACCUUCAUCUAUACGCAAAACAACAGCCUGCUCCUCUCCUCACUACUUCCGAAACCAAUGGGCGCCGCAUCCGAGGCCUUCUCAUCCCCCACUACAGCUACCGAGCUCGCCGAGGCCCUCCGUUCGUGUCCCGAAAAGUUGCUCUUGCACCGAGUUUCGCUCGUUCAUGCGCUGUGGCAGGACGUCGUCGCGCUCAGCAUCAACGAUGAACUUCUCUGGGCGACGAUGAGAUUCGCAUGGGCCGUUUUGGUGGGAGCGAUGGCAUGCCAACGAAGGGAUGAGGCACUCGAACGAAUGGAUCGCCAGGUUUAG